Molecule: messenger RNA, 977 nt
Organism: Sinocyclocheilus anshuiensis
Lineage: Eukaryota; Metazoa; Chordata; Actinopteri; Cypriniformes; Cyprinidae
Gene: ela2
Product: elastase 2
Exons: 8
Coding region: 49-849 (266 amino acids)
Biological process (GO): proteolysis
Molecular function (GO): serine-type endopeptidase activity
Source: RefSeq, a predicted model, not a curated record
GUUAUAUAAAUGAUGGGUGUUUGCCUGUAACCACUGCAAUCAGGAAUCAUGAAAUUUGUGAUCUUGGCUCUGUUCAUUGCUGGUGCCUACGGUUGUGGGCAGCCCACCUAUAAACCUGUCGCCUCAAGGGUGGUGGGUGGAACUGAUGUUAGCCCAAACAGCUGGCCAUGGCAGGUGUCUCUCCAGUACCAGAGCGGCUCCAGCUUUUACCACACUUGUGGUGGCACCCUGAUCGAUAAGCAGUGGGUUUUGACUGCUGCUCACUGCAUUGGCAGCCGCACUUACAGAGUCUACCUGGGCAAGCACAAUCUGGCACUCAGCAGCGAGUCCGGCUCUCUCGCCAUCUCUCCUUCCAAGAUUAUAGUGCAUGAGAACUGGGAUUCCUACAAUAUCCGCAAUGACAUUGCGCUGAUCAAGUUGUCAAGUCCAGUGACUUUCACUGACAAGAUUUCACCUGCUUGCCUGCCUAAUUCCGAAAGCAUUCUGCCUCACAACUUCUCCUGUUACGUCACUGGCUGGGGACGCCUCUGGACCAAUGGCCCCAUUGCUGAUAUCCUGCAGCAGGCUCUGCUCCCUGUUGUGGACUACAAUACCUGCACUAGGUCAGACUGGUGGGGCAACCUUGUGACCAACCUCAUGGUGUGCGCUGGUGGAGACGGAGUGGUGUCCAGCUGCAAUGGUGAUUCUGGUGGCCCUCUGAACUGCCAGAGAAGUGACGGCACCUGGGAUGUUCACGGUAUUGUGAGUUUUGGCUCCAGCUUGGGCUGCAACUACCCCAAGAAGCCCUCCGUCUUCACCCGUGUGUCUGGCUACAUUUCCUGGAUCAACAAUGUGAUGACCUCUUAUUAAAGAGUGAAAAGUGUGGUUACCUCAAAAUCAUCAUAAUCAACAACAACAACAAAAUAAAUGUGGAAUCAAUAAACUAAUUUAUUCAGCAACUAUUGUCUGCUCUUGGCCUAAAUGAAUAAAAAAAUAAA